Messenger RNA from Manihot esculenta (cassava), 933 nucleotides. RefSeq lists its product as uncharacterized. NCBI's taxonomy places the organism in Eukaryota, Viridiplantae, Streptophyta, Magnoliopsida, Malpighiales, Euphorbiaceae. The record is from RefSeq and is a predicted model, not a curated record. The transcript has 2 exons. Bases 1 to 933 code for a protein of 310 amino acids.
AUGAAGAGGGCUGAGAAGUAUAUAAGACAGGAUGAUGCUCUGGUGACAAGCCGGUUCGCCAAGGGAGAGCCAGGCAAGGAGAAAGCUCCGGAGGAAAGGAGGCCAGAGAAGCAUGAAAAGAAACAUGGCAAAAGGUCUGAGCCUUACAGACAGCCCUGGGAGCGAAGGGACCAAAGACCUCUUCCCCCUCGGGCCUCAGAGCAGAGGCUACUCCCUUCAUGGGUUCCGGAGAAGCCGACCCCACUUAAUGCCUUUAGAGCCAAAGUGCUCGUAGCUGUCCAAGACAAAGAAUUCUUACAAUGGCCCAAGCCCCUGAAAUCGGAAGCCGACCAGCGAAAUCCUGACAAAUACUGCCAGUUCCAUCAAAUCGAGAGGUUGAUAAAGAGAGGGCACCUGAAGAAUUUUGUAAAGAAACCGGACGGACAGAAACCUCAACCCAAUCCGGCAGUCCAAACGCCGAGAAGAACAGGAGCUAACACUGUGAAUGAUGGGUCCAGCGGAACAAUCAAUAUGAUCGUAGGGGGCACAGGAGGUCGGAUGAGUCGAAGGGGGAAAAAGAGAAGCAGAGAGGGAGAAAACAACAAUGCUGAGGUCAUGCAGAUCGUUGAACACUCUUCAACAACCAUCACCUUCUCCUCGGAGGACGCUCAGGGUGUUCAGAUGCCUCAUGACGACGCCCUUGUCAUUGAAGCUAUCAUUCACAACUACUGGGUAAAGAAGAUCUUGGUUGAUGACGGGAGCAAGGUAAACCUGUUGCCUUAUCGAGUCUUCCAGCAGAUGGGAAUUCCUGAAGAGCAACUGGCUCGGGAUCAAGCCCCGAUUAAAGGGAUUGGAGGAACACCAGUGACGGUGGAAGGAAAAAAAAAAGCUAGCCCUUACUUUGGGAGAGGCUCCGAGGGCUCGCACCCAUUAUGCGGUGUUCCUGGUGGCUAA